Messenger RNA from Phytophthora infestans T30-4, 3933 nucleotides. RefSeq lists its product as uncharacterized. The coding region runs from base 1 to 3933 and encodes 1310 amino acids. NCBI's taxonomy places the organism in Eukaryota, Oomycota, Peronosporomycetes, Peronosporales, Peronosporaceae. The transcript is spliced from 6 exons. The record is from RefSeq and is a predicted model, not a curated record. Gene Ontology annotation, molecular function: calcium-activated cation channel activity. Gene Ontology annotation, cellular component: plasma membrane.
AUGGAAGGGCUACCAACACUUGUCGUGCCCGAUGACCCCGAGACUGGAGCGAUCGAGCGUCCAAAGACUCCUCCACCGAUCCAGAUUGACGAGAAGCGGUUGCUGAGUAAUACGACGCAUCUACCCGUGAAAUUACAGGCACUACCCAUUUCUCCGAUAGCGUCAGAAACAGAGUCAACUCCUCGUCAACCUACAGCACGAAAUGAGCCUCAAAAUUUAGAUUCAAAGCAAGCCACUUCUCGACAACCUACAGCUCGAGACAAUUCUCAAACUUCGAGGCUUCCAACAGCUCGAAAUGAGGCCUCACCGUCAGGAUCUACCAAGACGACCCCGAGGCCGCCUACUAUCAACGAUGGCGUACAAGAACAGCCCGUCGAAACCCCAGUCCUGAUUAUUGGUAUUGAUACUACCAUCGAGGAGCGACCUGAAUCGGCUCGACCUCUCUCACCUCGCGCCGCCUCCUUGAGUAGUAAAGACUACAAGGCCAUGGCUAAGCGAGCCGCUGCGACAGCCAAGCUCGACCGUCUCGCAGCAGGCAACAAAUCUGUGUUCGACGCUAAUAUGAACGACAUCGCAGCGUUAGGUAUCGGCAUGGAGCUGUAUUUCUUGCUUAUCAAGUAUCUAAGUUGGGCCUUCUUUACGAUGGGGAUCGUGUCGCUUCCGGCCAUUAUAGUCAACUACUACGGUGACGGUGUGACGGCCAAGAUGGUAGAUCCACUACAACUAGCCUACGCAUCACUAGGAAACCAGGGCGUGAACCCAGACAUCGCGAGCGACCCGACUCAAUGUCUCCCCAUUGGAGAAAUCGACUGUACCGGCGCUACCGUCAAUACGCCGUUCACAACCGACCCACAGAAAGUGGCUUGGAUCGUGACGUCGAGCGAUGCGAUCUAUUCUUUCGUCUUCCUCAUCGUGUAUCUUCUGUUCCGUCGCCACGCCAGACGUGCGAUUGACGCUCAUCAGAACGAACACCUGACGCCGGCCAAGUACGCGGUCUUCGUCCGUGGUUUGCCUCCGGACGCUACAGCUCGAGAGGUGUUAGAGCACUUCAACUCACGCUAUGACCCGACUCAAGAGGAGAUAUACUAUCCCUUGUGGCUUGGUUGCUGCUGGGGACGACGGCCACGUCGAACCAAGCACUCGUUGUCCAAAGAAGCCGUCAAUUGUAAUGUUGUCAACAAUCUAGAACAUCUUUGGCGACCUGAUGACCUCGGCCAAGCGCGGCCCCAUCACAUGUACUUGGGUACAUGGAUCGCCGAAGUAAGUAUCGCUCACCCGACUGGCGGAUUAUUGAGAACGUUCUUGGCCAUGGAAGUCCUGACUCGUAAGAUCUCCGAGGCCCAAGCUCUCGUUAGUAUCCUCACGCAAGAGAAGGAGCAGGCUGAACUUGCUCUGCAGAACUGGGCACCACCUCCAGGAAAAAAGAACCCCAAGAAGCCGAAAUCGACGUUUAAAAAGGCCGACGAACUGUUGUUACAGGCCACGACGAAAAAGCUGGAACGACUUCAAGCUGCGAUGACCAAGAAGACCAGCAAACUCAAAGCACUUAAACAAGCGAAUAAACAACUGCAGGAGCAACAGAAGCAAGAAGCGGAAGCAGCAGCUGCAGAUAAUACUUGUACACCAGGGCAAGCCAAGACAGUGAAGAAAAAGAAAGCUCCAGAUGCUAAACCGUUCGAUCUCAACGCCUGUGAGUGCGCGUUUGUCGUCUUCAACAACCUCGAGUCGCGUCGUCGAUGUCUUCAAGACUAUCGACGGUCAGACCAAUGGCUACCACGUAAAUUUCAGCCGAAAACGUUACGUUUUCGCGACGGUAAUUUUCCCCUUACAGUGGUUGCAGCACCCGAACCGUCAAAUAUUUUAUGGGAAAAUCUCGAAGUGACAGCUCAAUCUCGACGACUCCGCCGCAGUUUUACGAACGCAGUGACGUUUCUACUCUUACUUCUAUCGGGUGUUAUCAUCUCUGCAGCGCAGUCAGCACAGCAGACUUUCAAGGAUAAGGCACCUCCCGCUGGACUCUGUGAAUCCACUUUACCCGAGAUUUUCUACGCCAGUCCUGACUUUCUGGAUGCUAAAGCUACGUGGAGCCUCGAGUGGGACGUUAACGCUACAUGCGCACCGGGAGAUAGUGGCGAAACGCGCUACCACGUUGCGUAUUCGAAUGGAAUUUUUAACGAUAUCACGGUGGAAAAACCUACGUCUCCUGUCAAUGAAUUACAUCGUUGUAUAGAUCCGUGUGUUUCCGAAAAAUCGAACACAAAAUGCAACACGCUUGCAUGUUUUAGUGGCGCUGCUCGCGAAGAAACUGGUGAAGACUGCGAGACGUAUCUGGCGAGUCAUGCUCUCUAUUGUCUGUGCACUGCCCAACUUCAAUCCAGUAUCGCGGAAUUUGGAGUGAUCGAUGGCCCUCAAGAACUGUGGAACACAUAUGUCCCAUGUCGUGGCUUUUUGACCGAUUUUCUCGCCAAAAAUGCUUUUAUUGUCAUCGCCUCCGCUGUCGUGGUCAUUGUCAACAUCGUGCUCAAGUCCACAUUACGAGGCUUUGCGUCUUUCGAGCGACAUACUAGUGAGUCAGCUAAAGCCUCAGCUGUGGCUCUCAAGAUGUUCGCAGCGCAAUUUCUCAACACUGCCAUCAUUGUGCUUGUAGUGAACGCUGCACUAUCACUCAGUGCCAUUCCUGUUCUUGGAGAGCUCUUUCGAGGCAAAUACAGUGAUUUCCAGCGAGACUGGUACCCGACUGUGGGCAUGGGAGUCACGAUGACUAUGCUGAUCAAUGCCAUUAUGCCGCAAUGCAUACUGUUGCUGCAACUGUGUGUAAUCAGCCCCUUAAAGCGCUGUCUAGCACGUCGGACUGUACGGACACAAGAGAAAAUGGAUCAGCUGUAUGCUGGACCAAAGUUCGACUUGGCUGUUAGAUAUCCUAUGGUCCUUAACUCGGUCUUCGUGACGCUGGUGUUCUGCGGGGGCUCUCCGGUGUUACUUUUUAUCGCAACUUUAGCGUGUACCGCAACAUUCUGGAUCGACAAAUUGUCACUUUUGUGGCUUUACAGUGUCAAAACAGCGUACGAUGAAGCGCUGGGUGAAACUGUCCUGGGUUUAUUACCCUGGGCGCUGGUAGCUCACUUGGGUUUUUCUUCUUGGAUGUAUGGCAACACGGAUUUAUUAAAGGCCCCAACUCUGAAACUCGGCUGGGUGUUUGAGUUAUUUGGGCUUAGUACGGACGGUGCCACAGAUACGGAAGAAAUGUACAACAAGCUGGUCGCACAAGCCACUACAUUUGACCCACUAGGCAAGAAUGGCUUCAUCGUCAAAGUUCUCCAUGUGAACGUGAUGCUCAUGUUCUUCCUCUUCGUAUUGGUGCUUGCUGGUAUCCUGCUUUCCGCUGUUUGGGUGCGAGUUCUUUUACCGGUUCUACGCAACACGGUGGGUCGUAUUCUCCUGGCAAUUUGGAGUCGUCUACGACCACUGUUCCGCUUCUGUCGAUGUCGCUGUUCGUGCUUUAGAAGACGGAAAAAUAGACCUCCAACUGAAGGGUCUGCUAAAGUUGCAGCAGAACUUAUACUUACGGACAUCCCUUUAAGCCCUCCCCUCUUAGUGCAACGGUCUUCAGUGGCUCCGCUAUCCGCUCGACCAGUACCGACUGAGGUGGUUCUACCGGAGUUUACCGAUGUCUUCCGUAAGUCCGUAGGGCCGAAGUUCCGUCCGGACGCCAAGGUGGGAUUCAGCCGCGACUCUAGUCGUCCAUCCGAGCUAGUUCGGUACUGGAAAGAGGAGACUACGAGCAAUGGGUUCCACCGAAAAGCAGGAGACCCGAUGAGGACAUGGGAAGCGAUCCAAGCGCCCGUAAAGACCUCGUGGCAGCGUCUCGACGUGCUCUUACAAUUGCAGAGAACCCAGAGACGCCCUCUACCAAGCCUGAAGAUGCAACUGUAA